Molecule: messenger RNA, 1372 nt
Organism: Cygnus atratus (black swan)
Lineage: Eukaryota; Metazoa; Chordata; Aves; Anseriformes; Anatidae
Gene: UBE2E1
Product: ubiquitin conjugating enzyme E2 E1
Exons: 6
Coding region: 123-704 (193 amino acids)
Biological process (GO): protein polyubiquitination
Cellular component (GO): nucleus
Molecular function (GO): ubiquitin conjugating enzyme activity
Source: RefSeq, a predicted model, not a curated record
GCUGUUGCAGCACUUCCGCUUCUCUCCCAGCGAGAGAGACACGAGUGGCCAGGCCCAGCCGCACCGAGGAGGAGCAGCCAGACACAAAGGCAGAGGUUGGGGUGUGUGGUGGGGGGGUCGCUAUGUCGGAUGACGAUUCGAGGGCCAGCACCAGCUCCUCCUCAUCUUCAUCCUCCAACCAACAGACAGAAAAAGAGACAAGCACACCUAAGAAGAAGGAAAGCAAAGUCAGCAUGAGUAAAAACUCUAAGCUGCUAUCUACCAGUGCCAAGAGGAUUCAGAAGGAAUUGGCUGACAUCACCUUAGAUCCACCUCCCAACUGCAGCGCUGGCCCCAAAGGUGAUAACAUCUAUGAAUGGAGAUCAACCAUUCUAGGACCUCCAGGCUCCGUCUACGAGGGAGGGGUUUUCUUUCUUGAUAUCACCUUUACACCAGAGUAUCCUUUCAAGCCUCCAAAGGUAACGUUCCGGACGAGGAUCUAUCACUGUAACAUUAACAGCCAAGGCGUCAUCUGCCUGGACAUUUUAAAAGACAACUGGAGUCCAGCAUUAACCAUUUCUAAAGUUCUCCUCUCCAUCUGCUCCCUCCUCACAGACUGCAACCCGGCUGACCCCCUGGUUGGAAGUAUUGCCACCCAGUAUAUGACUAACAGAGCAGAGCAUGACAGAAUGGCCAGACAAUGGACCAAAAGAUACGCUACAUAAAUCGGAUUUUUGUCAAACUUACAUUAUUUGUCUGUGAUGGAAAGAGCUGCUUAUGAUUUUGAAGGGGUGGGGGGAGGGAGGGUGCUGGUAAAGAGUAGGGUAUUUCUAUAACAGAUUUUAUUCAGUCUUUUAUUUCCUAAGAUUUUGUUGUUGUAACUUAAGGUAUCUUGCUACAGUAGACAGCUAGAAUUGGGAAUAGUGUAUUUUAAGACUGUAAUUAGUUCAGCAAUAUUAGCUCACAUAUAGUACCGAGAAGAAUGUAAACUUCUUAGGCAUCUUUGGUUUUCAGUUUGCUUGCAAUAUGCAAAAGAUUAAAACAGCUUAAUUUUGUACAGGUACAUAUGUUGGCAUUUAUGUAAAAGUCCUUUCAAGACUCUACACACUGUUUUUUGCUUUUUGUUUUGUUUUUUGGUUUGGGGGAUUUAUUUUGUUCUGGGUUGGGUUGGGGUUUUGUUUGUUUUCUUUUGUUUUUGUAAAAAGAUGUCAGGAUUGUUUUCCCCUAUGGAGGGCACAUUGGUAUUUAACAAAUCCUUUUUAAAGACUGUCAUCUCAUGAUCUGUGAUACGGAGAGGUGGAUAUAUAGCCUCAUAUAUGAAAUGAGAAGUAGUUAAUGUAUUAUUUUAUAAGCCAAUCUAUCUUUGUGAAAAGAAUAAAGGUUUUAAUCAGGA